Messenger RNA from Dicentrarchus labrax (European seabass), 7839 nucleotides. It is a transcript of the gene cntn3a.2, whose product is annotated as contactin 3a, tandem duplicate 2. Lineage: Eukaryota; Metazoa; Chordata; Actinopteri; Moronidae. Gene Ontology annotation, molecular function: protein binding. Gene Ontology annotation, biological process: cell-cell adhesion; axon guidance. The coding region runs from base 398 to 3478 and encodes 1026 amino acids. Gene Ontology annotation, cellular component: plasma membrane; axon. The record is from RefSeq and is a predicted model, not a curated record. The transcript has 24 exons.
GCGAUAUGAAACGCGUGUGUUUAUGCCUCCUGCGUUACCCCGUUAUAUGUGACUGACCACCGGCUCAGAUCCGUUCACCUGUAUGCGCGACCUUGCGAUUGGGACUGAAAUUUCUCCUGACAGUGUUUUCCAUGGAGGAUCCAUCUGUCGCUUUAUCCGCUAGGGCUCAAUUUUGUUCCUGCUGGUCUCAAGAUAUUUCAAGAUAAGAGAAAGGUACCCUCCUCGAUUGAGAGUGAUUCACCCUGCAAAGCUUUCUCUCCACCUUUUAUCACCGUCAUCGUUAGCACCAUUAUCCAUGAGUACAAGCUGAGAAGGUCAAGCUCCCCUCUCUCGGAGAACACGAGUGCCAUUUCAAAGCUUAUUGGAUGAAAGUCUCAUUUGCCCUUGGCUGCCAAAGAUGACGUUGCCAUGGAAACAGCUUCUACUGUUAUCAAUCAUUGACUGUCUGGCAGAUUGUCUGGACAGUGGCUCAUACCAUGGUCCAAGAUGGCGGAUGGAGCCUGGUGACUUGUUCAUUCCUGUCGACUCCAUAGAAGAAGAAGCUACUCUGACCUGUGAUGCUAAAGGAAUACCACCUCCUCAGUACAGAUGGUCAUUGAAUGGGACUCUCAUAAAUCUGGGCCUGGAUCGCCGGCGGCGUCUGUCUGGGGGCAACCUCAUUAUAAGCAGUCUGGACCGCUACCAGGAUGUGGGGAUGUACCAGUGUAUGGCGUACAACACUGUAGGAGCUAUCCUCAGCAGGAGAGCAAGUCUGCAGUUUGCCUACUUAGAUCAUUUCAAAGUCCACACCAGAAGCGCAGUGUCAGUCCGAGAGGGACAAGGAGUGGUGCUGCUUUGUGGGACGCCCACUUCCUCAGGAGACCUUACGUAUGCAUGGGUCUUCAAUGAGUACCCCUACUUUGUUCAACAAGACAAUCGGCGUUUCGUCUCCCAGCAGACAGGAAACCUUUACAUUGCCAAGGUGGAGCCCUCUGACGUGGGUAACUACACUUGCGUAGUGAUGAACAGCAUCACAAAGGGCAAAGUUCAUAGCUCGCCCACGUCUCUGAUCCUCAGGACAGAUGGAGUGAUGGGAGAAUACGAGCCGAAAAUAGAAGUUAAUUUCCCAGACAAUGUACCCGCCGCAAAAGGAUCAACAGUUACGCUGGAGUGUUUCGCCCUUGGGAACCCAGUCCCAGAGAUCACCUGGAAGAGGGCUAACGGCGUCCCCUUCCCCAGCAAAGUCAAAAUGAAGUACUCGAAUGCUGUGCUGGAGAUCCCCAGCUUCCAGCAGGAUGAUACAGGCGGAUACGAGUGUGUGGCUGAGAACAAGAUGGGCAAGAACACAGCCACUGGUCGUCUGGCCUUCUAUGCCAAGCCUCAGUGGAUUCAGGCCAUGAAGGACACGGCCCUGGCCAUAGAGGAGAGACUGUACUGGGAGUGCCGGGCCAAUGGAAAGCCGAAACCCUCUUACACGUGGCUGAAAAAUGGCCAGCAGCUACUCUCAGAGGACAGAAUCCAUGUGGAGGAUGGAGUCCUGUCAGUGUCAGCGCUGACACUAUCUGACGCCGGCAUGUACCAGUGUGUGGCUGAGAAUAAACACGGCGUCAUAUAUUUUGCUGCUGAACUAAUGGUUUUAGCCUCUCCCCCAGACUUCACAGGGAAUAUCCUCAGAGCUUUGCUCAAAGCCAAGGCAGGAACUACAGUGACUUUAGAGUGUAAACCCCAGGCCUAUCCCAUCGCCAGCAUUUUAUGGAAGAAAGGAAACCUGCCUAUCCACACCAAUGACAGGAUCACACUCUCUCCAGAUGGAACACUGAGGCUCGCCAACGUGAGCAAAUCUGACGCAGGCAGCUAUACAUGCUUCGCUCGGAAUAGAUUUGGCAUGUCGAGUACAACGGGAAGGCUCCUCGUUACGGAUCCAACCAGAAUCACCCAGGGGCCAGUGGACAUGGAGAUCAUUGUGGGCGAGAGCAUCGUGUUACCCUGUCAGGUCGCCAGUGACCCCGUCCUUGACGUUUCUUUCUCCUGGGCUUUCAACGGACAGCUCAUCGCCAAGGGAGACAGUCACUUUGAGCUAGUGGGUGGGAGAACAGCAGGAGAUCUGAUGAUCAGGAACAUUCAGCUUUACCAUGCUGGCAAAUAUAUCUGUGUGGUGGACACGGACGUGGAGAGCCUGUCAGCCGUGGCUGUAUUGAUUGUGAAAGGCCCCCCCAGCCCUCCAGACUCUGUGACGGUGGAGGAGGUGACAGACAGUACAGCCCAGCUGGCCUGGAGCCCCGGCAGGGACAACGGCAGCCCCAUCACCAAUUACCUCAUCCAGACCAGGACUCCCUUCACUGUGGGCUGGCAGAGGGUAAACACAGUCCCUGAGAUAAUCGACGGGAACACGCUGACAGCCACUGUGGUAGACCUCAAUGCCUGGGUGGAGUAUGAGUUUAGGGUUUUGGCCAAAAACAGCGUUGGUGUCGGAGAACCCAGCCCUGUGUCAGUCAAGACCAGGACAGAGGACGCAGUUCCUGAUGCAGCACCAGGUGACGUGGGUGGAGGAGGAGGAAGCAGAUCUGAACUGGUCAUCACAUGGGAGCCUGUCCCUGAAGAACUACAGAAUGGGGAGAGCUUUGGUUACAUCAUUGCUUUCCGCGCCUUUGGAGAAGUUAGCUGGACUCACGUGGCCACCUCUGCCCCUGGUGCAUCACGCUACGUGUACCGCAACGACAGCAUCGCGCCCUUCUCUCCGUUUCAUGUCAAGGUGGGCACUUACAACAGCAAAGGACAGGGUCCCUUCAGCCCCGUGGUCACCAUCUACUCUGCAGAGAUAGAGCCAAGUGGGAUGCCAGCGGGAGUUUGGGCCAGAAGUGUCUCAGCCUCUGAGAUUGAGGUGAAUUGGCAGGCUCUCUCCUUCACCCCUGAAAGGGUUCUGGGCUAUGAGGUGGUUUACUGGGAAGAUGACACUAAGCCGGAGACCAUGGGAAAGGUUAGGGUGCCUUGGAACCAAACCUCGGUCACAGUGAGCGGCUUGGAAGGAAACACACAGUAUUUCCUAACGGUCAGUGCUUUCAACACGGCAGGCACCGGCCCCUUCCUCCCUGCAAUAAACGUCACCACAAAAAAGCCACCACCAGCACAACCACCGCUGAAUGUGGAAUGGACCCUAAUUGGAUCUCAACUGUCUCUUUACUGGGAACCUGUGGUGGCAAUGGAAUCAGAGUCAGAAGUUACAGGCUACCAACUGUCAUACAGGAGACAGAGACACAAAGAGGUAAACACACUCACAACAGCCAAUUCAACGGCAGAGCUGACCCUCCCUGAGGAGGAGGACGACUACAUCAUCCACAUUCAGACGCUGAGCGAAGGAGGGCUGGGCCCGGCCUCGGAUCCCAUACGAGUCCACCAGCUAAGUAUGAGUGCCCGCGGCUCAAGAGCCUGGAGUGUGGACAUCUCUCCCCUUUCCCUGCUCCUCGCCAUCGCAAUAUCAACAUUCAGGUCAACGUCGUGACACAAUGACAAACUCUGCUUUGUUUUUCAACCUUAUAUGAGUUUUUUUUUUUUUCUUUAAUUCGUGAAAGUUGCUGAGGUUUUGGGGUUUUUUUCUCUCUCAUAUUUGGAGGUGACCACAUAUGUUGCAGUAUUAGUUUGUGGGUAUAAGGCAGCACAAGAGUGGAGUCUGCUGUCUGACACUUAAUUAACGGUAAAUGCUUGAGGUUUUAUUAUUUUUUUUUUUUUUUAACAUAGGUUUUGACACUUCUGCCGGUUGGGAACAAUGCUCCAUUUCAACUCUUUAUUAGGAUGAUACAGAUGCCUUACUUCCAUUCAUGUGCCAAAGUAGUUUCAGCCUUCUAGUUGUUAUUGCUAAGAUAGCUACAUGCUUUCCUCAACAUUUUAUUCCUCACAGUUUCUUAUUAUUGAAGGACUCAGUGUACCUUGGGGAGGGCCGUGAUGAAAAGGUGUAUUUUGUAUUUUUGAAUAUUUUCCGUUUUCCUCUCGAAGUCUGAGUUGGCGAGUCGGAACAUGUUCAUUCACCCGUGCCCGUGCCUUUGGAGAUUCUUGUAACGCCAUCACUUAUAGACACUAGUCAAUGAUACUCCAGUGUUUAAGAACAUACUGCAGCCAUCCUCAUUUUUACAUGCUCCAUUAAAAGUUGGUUGUGUCCCAGAUGAAACCCAUAAAACAGCUCACAGUGCCAGUGUUAGCCAUUUACCUUUUAUCAUUUGAUUGUGGAGAGCUGAAUGUACCAUGAGGGCUGCUACAGGUUUUAAUGCCUCAGACCAGUUAUUGUAAUAGCCUGCUGAUUGAUUGGAUUGGACUUUUUUCUGCAUUCACGAAGCUUACAUCUGCCUGUAUACAGCAGUAGUGGGACAGGUAUGCAACUGCCAGUGUAUUUCUUUCAACACUGAAACAAUCAGUCAAUGGACAGAAAAUAAUCAGUAACAAUCAUUUAAGUCAAUUGUCAAAGAGAAAAUGCCAAACAUGUCCAACAAGGUGUACGUUAGAUUGCAAUCCAUUUGCCUCCACAGAAUCCAACUCGGGAGUGUAACAAUUCCGCUUUAUACCUUGGCCACAUGACAAAAAAUACCAGUCAUUCAAUUACUUCUAUCACAUUUUUUUUUAUCUCUCUCGUACUGUUGUUUACAGCAAUAACAUAAAAUACACAGUAUUUCCUGUAUCUUAGAAUUCUUGCUCCUUGCGUUGCUAGGCAACAUGUAGCUAAGGACCACACAGCUGGGAGUAGGAAAGGGUACAUUUCACAGGGCUGGGCUAAGAGUUUUAGCCCAGUUACAGAUCCUGAGAAUGAGGUCUGAUUAUCCAGCGGCAGGAGAAUCAAAAUCUGUGCUUACUGUAAAAUCAUGUUUAAAGGAAUAGUUCUACAUUUUAAGAAGUCUUCUUGCUAAGUUAGAUGUGAAGACUGAUACCAUUCUUAUUUCAUUAUGUAGCUAGAGCAGGGAUCUCAAACUCUCUAGUCAAGCAAGCUUUCUUGUAGUAGAAUGUUAAAGUGAUCCUCCAAUGCCUAAGCUUAUCUUACACACCUUUCUGGUGUUGGGAAUGGGGCACGGGUGGUGGGUGGUAUGCACCAUUAUCCCCAGUAUUUUCAGUGUGCAGCAACGCUGAUGAAGCAAGUGAGUUUCAAUCUGCAUCUACAGUGCUAGAUGCCACUAAAUCCUACACAUUGGACCUUUAAACAGUUAUUGCCUCUCCUUACUCGCUUCAUCCUUGUUGAUGUGGUCAUGUACAGGCUGGUUCUUUUCUACCCCAUAGCACGAGUCUUACUGAUGCUCUCAUCCAACUCGCAGCAUGAAAACAAAUAAUAAUAUGUCUCAAAAUGUCGAACUGUUCUUAGAAUGAGAAUAGAGAAUAGUAGUUCAAUACUUUUUGAGCGUGAACAUCUGGAAUAAUAGUUUAACAAAACAAUCUCAGCUUAAGGUCUAGCUUUAUCUUAAGCUUUCAGCCUCAUCUAUAUCCGCAAAUGGAGUUUGCUCAGAAGUUCCUCACUUCGGUCACGUGACUUUGAUUAUGUCAGCUGAACCAGCUCCAAUGCGACUUAGCAAAUUUUGCUGAUUAAAACUAUUGAGAUGUGGUUGAAAAAUAUGAAAAUAUCACAUUUACCUUGAGUUAAUUUUAUUUUUUCAAAUCAAUUUGACACUGGUGCAUUCAUUUACAGUAGCAAACAAACAUGUGUGUCAGAAGUGCCUGGUUAUACUCACCGGGCCAGCCAAUCAGAAUCCUCAGUGGCCAUGGUAUAGAGACAUUAAAGACAAAGAGCACCUUGUGCUUGGUGGAAACUGCAUUUUUCUCUAUUUUCUGACAUUUUAUAGACUGAUUGACUAAUUGAUCAUUAUUUGCAGCGCUAGUCUUCAUCCAUCUGGGGAACACAGAGUAGUUGUGCCAGUCAAUGUGCAUCGUCAGUCAUUGCAGUCGAGACGAGAGGCUUAAAGUGUUGCCAAUUGUGCCAGUCUGAUGAUUGAAAUCUAGCCACCAGCUUAGACAUUAUUUGGCAAAAUCUAUGGUCAGCUGUGUUUUAAUACUUUGUGAAUCUGUCCUUUCUUGUCAGUUGUAUUGGCCUUUUUAUGUGGUAAGUGUUGUCACUGUUUAUUUAUGUAUUUCAGCAAAACCCCACUGCUCAGGUAUUCAGACCUGCUCCAUCCUACCUUUCAAUAGCCCUAUAGUGUGGGAGCAGAUAGAUCACAAAUCUGUCAGCACCCGACACAAGGGUCUAUUUAACAGUCUGACUUGACGGAUGGAAAGCCUGAUAUGUGCCGUGAUUUAGCAGACAUUAAAAUAUCUUAGUAAAUUAGAGCAAGCCUGAGGGGAUUCUAUGGGAAAGGGCAUAGGAGUAAUGGUACUAAUGACACCCACACAAGACUAAUAUAUCAGGAUUUAGGGAGGACUAAAUCAGGACAAUCCCAUCAAGAUGACACCAGGAAGAUUCAAGGGUGUGUGUGUGUGUGUGUGCGUGUGUGUGGGUGUGGUUAACUUACCCUAUGGUGUCAUGGACAAUAGUUUUCAAAAGGGGCCAUUCUGCUAUUUGGAAAAAAAAAUGUUAAAAUGUAUUUCUUGUACUUUAACAUGGUUCAGGGCUUUGGGCAACUGGAACAUUUCAGACACUCAAACUGGGUAAUACAAGGUCAAUAUGUGAGGAAGGAAAAAAAACAAGUUUGAGUUGAAAUGUCUGUUUUUUUAUCACAUUACCAUGGAUUGCCAGUGCAAAGGAACAAGCGGUAAAAAACUCCAGGAUCCAAGGCCAGGUCAGGUGCACCUCACAGGAUACAAUUCGUAUUAAAUGUGGAGACAAAAAGGUUUUCUUCCCCAAAUCAGUGUUAAUAACUUUCUGAAAGCGGUCUUUGAAUCCUGUUAUGUUGUUUAUGUGGCUUUACGUGUGGUUAACCUGUAUACAUUUAUUCAUCACAGAAUGUCAUUGUUAAGCUAACAAAUGUUUACACAGGAAACGCAUCUUUUCUGGCUAAUUUAUUAAUUAUACUGAACUGAAAAAAAACAGCAUUACACUUUAUGAACUUCUUGGGUACAUAGAAGCAUUGCCAACCUCUUUGUUUUGUAAUGUAUCAGUACUGUGGAGAUGUUUUGAUUCUGACUUUUUUUUCCUUUUUUUAAUGUUUGAUAUGGUUACUAAUUGUUUAUUAAUUUUUUUUUUCCUCCAAAAAUUCUGCACAAAGGUCAAGUGUUGCUUUAAAAUAACAUUUAAGAGCCAGUGAUGGCUAAUUUAAAAGCCAGUGCGAUGAGAUCUCUCUUGCCUUCAUACGGUAUACUGUACAUACUGUAUGUAUUUUGUUGUGAUUUGAAGCAAUGCCCCCAACUGCUAGACCAAACUGCGGUGUCCUACUUCCAAUUGUAAUUCUCAGUCAAACCCAGAAUCUGAAAAAUACAAGAGCCAAGGGUAACAUUUCUUAGCAGCUGCUAUCACACAACAGCCUUUUGGUGCAAUGACACAAACACUACCUGUUACAAGGUAGUCGGCCAGUGCACAGUAGAUAAUACAAGUUGUACUAUCUACUAGUACUUUUUGUCUUUUUAUACCAAUACAACUUUACAAUUUUCUUGCUACUUUUAAGAUCAGAAAAGGGCAGAAUUGAUCAGAAAACGAAUAAACAAGUUACCCAAAAUUUGCAAUUUCAUGAAGAUUGAUUGGAGAAAUACAAUUAGAGCUCUGGGUGACAACGCUUGGCCUUUCUGUUGUGACUCCUCAGUAUUUUGAUGUCCAGGUGAUCUCUGUGAGAUCGUGGCAGUAACGUUUUCACAUUGAAAAGUCAUCAGCUGAUCUUGAUAUGCUGAAGCUGUGCAUGUAUGAUAUCGUUUGGUGCAUUUGUGUUUUCUAAAUGAGGGAGUUAAUAAAAACAAUUCACUGAG